This is a messenger RNA of Laccaria bicolor S238N-H82, 1314 nucleotides long. RefSeq lists its product as uncharacterized. The record is from RefSeq and is a predicted model, not a curated record. Lineage: Eukaryota; Fungi; Basidiomycota; Agaricomycetes; Agaricales; Hydnangiaceae. The coding region runs from base 1 to 1314 and encodes 437 amino acids. The transcript is spliced from 6 exons.
AUGUCAGAACCCUCGGUCCCAUGUUCCCUGGUCCUCCAGUUCCACCCGUUGAUGGAGACUGUCGUCCUCAGUAAUGUUGACAGCCAGGCGACAGAAGCGCAGGUCCUAGACAGCUAUGCUGCUGCUGUUGAAGGCCACUACGGCUGCCCAAAAGGCACGAUUCGUUCUACCUGCACACGAAUUAUACCCUAUGUCCCAAAAUACCCGACUUUGCAGGUGUCACAACCGAUAAUCAAUCAAUUUUUUCAAGAAGCGACAACGGUUGGAAUGCCGACACCCACUGACCUACCUUUCAAAGAGAUGUUCAACGGCGAGGCGGGCUUCUGCCUAGUAGAGGUCACAUCCGAACACCCUUUCCUCAAACUGGGAGCAUACUCGACUCAGCAAUCCAACCGUAAUACGGAACUGGAACGUACCAUAGCCAACUUAGAAGCAAACCAAAGAAGUUUGAGUGCAAUGGUGGAAUUACUGCAGGGCGAAGGAAUACCAGCUAGUAAGAAGGGGAAAAACCAGCUGGCCAGGGCUCAAGCGACUGCAGUAAGGGAAAACACGGCCCAAGCUGUGAGUGACCUAACCAGCAGUUCAACUGAUGCCUCCGAGCUCAAUCCUUCGGCGCUACUGGCGAAAAUCCAACGUCUCGAAACAAUGAUGUUGCAGAGAGAUGAGGGGCUGGAGGCUGAGCGCAAGGAGCGAGAGAUUGCGCUGGAGGCUGAGCGUGCGGAGCGAAGGAAAUUGGAGGAAACCACUAGGGUUCUCCAGGAUAUGUGGGCUACUGAAAAGGAAGAGCGGGUAGAGCAAUAUGGAGAGGUUGUAGAGCGCACAGAAGACUUGGAGUGGUGUCUUAUGCACAAGGACCCCCUCUUACUUGACCGGAUUCGUCUUCGAAGCCUGCUCGAUGCUGGACAGGCAAAACUGGCCCACUUUGCCGGUCUAGUGUCACCUAACAACAUCUUAACACCCUCGGCGGCCUGGCGAACGAAAUUAAAUGCCUGUGGAAAGUAUUCUGAUGAGCUCCGCCUCAGAGUCGCACAAGAUCUUGUGGACUCACAGGGCCUACCUCCCCCACCCAUAGCCAGACUUUCCAAAAACGCCCAGGCAAUGCGCCUCCUCACAGAGAGAAAAUCCUCUAUUCGCAGGCAAGGCAACAGUGUAGCUCAUCAGCUGGUCAAUGGAUCAGUCCUCAGGGAAAUCAUAGGGAGGAGUAAAUGCCUGUAUAAUAUGGCUUGUGUUCCCGCACGUCUCUUCCCCAAUUUGAGGGCAAUGCUCGUGGAAGCAAAAGUCCUAGCCAUGAUCCAGUGGAAACCUAGCUCCUGA